Chondrus crispus (carragheen) is the source of this 1097-nucleotide messenger RNA. RefSeq lists its product as hypothetical. Lineage: Eukaryota; Rhodophyta; Florideophyceae; Gigartinales; Gigartinaceae. The record is from RefSeq and is a predicted model, not a curated record. The coding region runs from base 1 to 192 and encodes 63 amino acids. The transcript has 2 exons.
AUGAGAAAUCUGAACGAGUGCCUUCUGGAUGUAGUUGGGUGGCCAUCACCGAUAAUCACGGAGCGGUGUCGUCCAUGUCUCGCACUCGGAGAAAGGAGCGAAGCAAGCUAUUCGACGAGAACUGAAACAGGCCGCAGCCAACGUUUCGCCGCCUCAACGGGUGCCUUGGGCCUCUGUCGAAUGGCACCAUGAAACGCUUCGAAAAGUGCGCGAAAUAUUGCGUGGACGCAAUUGGCAUCUGAUAGGGGAUCUGGUUCAGAUCCGUACGUCAUACAGAGGAGCCGUGCUAAAGAUCAAGACGAAUGAGAGUGAUUACUACCUAAAAUGCAGCCCAUCCACGUCGAACGAUGCUGGAGUGCCGUCAAUAAUGUCAAGCGUUGCUCCUGAUCUGGUCGCCAAGCCGUUGUUUGCAGACGUGGAAAGUCGUCAAAUGAUCCUUGCCGACCACGGUGAGGAGACUGGCAUGUGUAUAUUGGAACUUGAAGGGCGUAAGCAGGUGGUGAGAGAUACGGUGCGUCUGCACCGCGCAAGCAGGAAUGUGUUGCCCGAUUUGUUGCAGGCAGGGCUACCAUGUUAUUCACCGCUGUGGAUGCGUGAGAACUUGACCUCAUUUUUUCAGUCAAAGGAGCUUUCGUCUGUGCGUGAAACGAAACCAAGCCAGAAGCUGUCCAACACCAAGGUCAAGCUGCAAGAAGACCUGACGGAACUUAUUAGAUGGGAAAUGCCUAAUUGUUUGAUACAAAAUGACCAGUUAGAAGGGAACCUAACCAGGAAGAGUGCCGAUGAGGGUCCAGGGUUCCGGUUUUUUGAUUUUGACAGCUCUUUCGCAAGCCAUUCUUUGUUUGAUGUGCACUGGUGCAACUGAGAAUUGUUGGAGGUCUAUGCACAGAAAAUGGACAUAGCUGACAUUGAUGGAUUGUACAGCUUAACCGCGAAAGUCGAUGAUCUUUCAGAUCUCGUGCGGGCAUAUAGAUACUUGGACAUGGCUAGUGUCUAGACGACAAGCAAUUUGACCUCAUCUGAGGUCAGUCAUGGCCUCAUAUGAGGCCAGCUUUUUUUUUGCAAAAAUACAUAAAUUAAAUCGAAACUUUAAAACA